This is a messenger RNA of Carica papaya (papaya), 2736 nucleotides long. The record is from RefSeq and is a predicted model, not a curated record. NCBI's taxonomy places the organism in Eukaryota, Viridiplantae, Streptophyta, Magnoliopsida, Brassicales, Caricaceae.
GCUUUGUAACGGAGUAGGGUUUAAUAGCUAGCCUCUGCUUCGCUUCUCCUUCUUUUUGUCGCAGAAAGCCGAAAUAGAGCUCUCUGCUUGUGGAGAACAGAACACGGAAGGAGCUCUUUAUAGAGACGAAGAGGCAGAUUAUUGUUAGAUAAACACGAAGAGCAACCAGAACAGACGCGAUUGUUUUAUUUUUAAUUUGUUUCGAGAGGAAAGAACAGGUUAAUGGAUGCAGUUACGAGCAGCAGUACAGAAAUCAGGACGCAGAUGGAUUUGGAUCGAGAAAACGGGUCAUCUUCUUCUGCUUCUUCCUUAUUGCAUAGAAAGAUCAAGUUUCAGCCGGCUACGAAAACCUUCAAUCCGUUGGUUAAUGGUUCUGCGGAUUUUCGGAUUGAGACCCUAAACCCCAGCUCCGAUGUUAGGAAUCACGUGUCGGGCAUAGGACAAUCGGCCAUGGGAGGGAAGAAACCGGACGUGUCGGAUUUGUUCGACAGUGGCUUCGAUCCGGAACUUAGUUUCGGGAUUACUGUGCGCAAGAUAGGAGCGAGUCUGGAAAAUCUUGGGAACACAUGUUUUCUUAAUUCAGUGUUGCAGUGUCUAACCUACACUGAGCCAUUAGCUGCUUACCUGCAAAGUGGCAAGCAUCGAAACUCAUGCCAUAUUGCUGGAUUUUGUGCGUUAUGUGCCAUCCAGAAACAUGUUAGCCGAGCUCUACAAGCAACUGGAAGAAUUUUAGCUCCAAAAGAUCUGGUCUCCAACUUGCGGUGCAUAUCUCGUAAUUUCCGAAAUGCGAGACAGGAGGAUGCCCAUGAAUACAUGGUCAACUUGCUGGAAUCAAUGCAUAAAUGCUGCUUACCUUCAGGUGUGCCAAGUGAAUCUGCGAGUGCUUAUGAGAAGAGCUUGGUACACAAGAUUUUUGGUGGUCGUCUCCGUAGUCAGGUGAAAUGUCAGCAAUGCAGUCAUUGUUCCAACACGUUUGAUCCCUUUCUGGAUUUAAGUCUUGAUAUUGUAAAGGCGGACUCCUUAUAUAAAGCAUUUGCAAAUUUCACUGCUGCGGAGCUGUUAGAUGGUGGUGGUAAGGAAUACAAAUGUGAAAAGUGCAACCAGAAAGUGAGAGCUCUCAAACAGCUAACUGUUUACAAGGCACCUCAUGUGCUUAACAUCCAUCUUAAGCGAUUUCGUGCACAUGAUCCUGGAAAGAUUGACAAGAAAGUUCAGUUUGGUACUACCUUAGACAUGAAACCUUUUGUCAGUGGUUCCUAUGAAGGAGAUUUGAAGUACACCCUUUACGGUGUUCUAGUUCAUUAUGGUUGGAGCAUCCAUUCUGGCCAUUAUUACUGCUUUGUUCGCACAUCAAGCGGCAUGUGGUACUCCCUAGAUGACAAUCGGGUUGUCCAAGUUAGUGAGAGGACUGUUUUAGAGCAGAAGGCCUAUAUGUUGUUUUAUGUGCGUGACAGGAAAAAUGUUGUUCCCAAAAAGCCAAUUGAUAUUCUUCAAAAAGAGGACUUGAAAGCAAAAGUUACAGUGAAUAAACCAUCUCCCAUCCCCCAAAAUUCAAAGGGACAGGUGCCCAAUGGUUCCGUAGAGAGUAAAUUGGGCGGGGCAGAAUCUUCUGCUACUGUGGUUAUGAAAAAUGCCACUAACAGUCAGAUGCAUGCAAAAUUCUCACAGCCAAAAGAGUACCCUGCGGCAGAAACUACUUUAGUUGCACCAUUAUCCAAUGGUCCGUCAGAAGUACCUUCUGUUCUGAAACCCGAUCUGGGAAUUUUGCAAUCAUUAGCUCCAUGUUUGAACAACAAUGCCAAUACAAUUAAUCUUAACACAGCUGCUGGUGCCAAAAUGCGCAAAUGUAAUGAAGAUGGUAAUUCCAGGAAAAAUUUUCAAAUCCCAGUCACUGUAUCACCAAACUGCAACAGUUCAAACAUCUCAGUUACUGCAACAGUUCAAAAUGGUACCUCACAGAGGAUUAAUCCUGUUUCAAAUGUCGGGAUUGCAAAUGUAACACCUGUUGCUGAUAACAAACUGGAAGGGAGCAUUCCAUCUGCUGGAGGUGGUUUUGGAAAAAUCAAUCUGCCUUCUCCAAAUAAGCCAAGUUAUGAAAAUAGUCAGGUAGGAACUACUUCUGUUCAGGCUGCUGGUAGUUUACUGAGUAAUGAGAACCGUGAUAAUGCUGAAAAAAUGGUGCAUGAGUUGGUUGCUUUUCCACCCCAAGUGGGCAUGAUUAAUGGAGAAAGAAAAUCUUCUGAUUGUAUUGUCAACAGAAGGUCAAAGAAGCUCCUGAAGUGUCAAGUCAGGAACAUGCAAAUUGGCUUAAAAUUUUUCUUAGCUUCCUUAGGCUUACGGAAGAAGAGGAAACAUAAAAGGAGCAAAACACGCACCUUGGACAUUAAGAAAGCUGGUGAAGAACUCUUGUUGGAACAAAAUAGUUAUUCAUCAGAUCUGGGACCAUCUACUGCUGGGACAUCUGGGACAGUUUCUGUGGGUUCAACUCGCUCGCGGAGGAAAGUGGAUCAUGAUGGUACUCCAAUUGGUGAAAGAAAAUCUAAUUGUAAUUCAUUGAUGGAUGAUACAGUUCGAGAAUUCAGGGAGAGAAUUUGUCACAGUGGUUGUGAACUUAUGAAUCAUCAGCAGUCAGAAAAGAAUUUUGGAUUAGUUUUUGAAGGCAGCCGGCAUGACACAAGCGAACUUGAUUUUCAAGCAAGAAAGAUAAAUGAUUUAGAUUUGAAAGUUAGUGAAUAA